Marasmius oreades (fairy-ring Marasmius) is the source of this 300-nucleotide messenger RNA. RefSeq lists its product as uncharacterized. The coding region runs from base 1 to 300 and encodes 99 amino acids. The record is from RefSeq and is a predicted model, not a curated record. The transcript has a single exon. NCBI's taxonomy places the organism in Eukaryota, Fungi, Basidiomycota, Agaricomycetes, Agaricales, Marasmiaceae.
AUGCGGUAUGAUCGAGGUAAAGGUUGUGUUAUCGAAGUUGGCGAGAACAAUGGUGUCGGUGAUCCUCCUCCCCCUUCUCCCCCGACGAAUGUCAGCGCUGUACCGAAUCUGGUACAUUUGAGCUUAAAGAAAAAACCUGGAAGCGGCGCUUUGCUUGAUGCUACUGGUAACGGCGAGCCUAUUAGUGUUCAGGAAAUAGGAUGGGUUGGGGAUAGGCCCAACCCGAGGCGACGAAGUUCAGCUGCUGUGUCUGGCGUAAGUCAGAUUCCGAACGGUGGCGACAGGACCUUGGUGAUGUAG